Ascoidea rubescens DSM 1968 is the source of this 1753-nucleotide messenger RNA. RefSeq lists its product as uncharacterized. The record is from RefSeq and is a predicted model, not a curated record. The transcript has a single exon. Bases 200 to 1588 code for a protein of 462 amino acids. NCBI's taxonomy places the organism in Eukaryota, Fungi, Ascomycota, Saccharomycetes, Ascoideales, Ascoideaceae.
CUAGCUUUAGCCCUGCUUUUGGUCAGGUUUUAGUUUCUUCUGCUUCAGCUAUUCUUUUGAAAUUUAAUUAUUUCUUUUUUCUUUCUUUUUUUGUUUUUCACAUUUAAAUCAAUUGAUAUCUUAUAUUCAACUUAGAUAUACAAAAAAACAAAAAAAAACAACAGCAAAAGUAGUUAUAACAGUAAAAAUAAUAAUAAUAAUGUUUAGUAUUUUGUCGAAGAUUAAAAAUAUAUUAAGAAAGCAUGACAGAGAAGAAAAACCAACACAUAAUGAUAAAAACUCAUCAAAGCCUAUAUAUACCCUUGGCUAUCAUACAUUUGAAACACCUACUGACAAAAAUGAAGAACCGUUUAAUAACCUCAAUAUUUGUUCUGUAAUAGAUCUGCAUGAAUCAUCUUUAUUUAUUGAUUCUGAAAUACAUCCUAACUAUAAGCAUUCUUUUUUGAAAAUCAUUAGUCCAACUAGUCAAUCACAAAACCACUCUAUUCAAUAUAAUGAUUCUAAAAGUGUGUUUUCUUUUCCAUUCAAUUAUCCAAAUCACAAUUCAAUCUCUAGUACUGAUCAAAACAAAAACAAAAAUCAAAACCAAAAUUCAAGUUUUGAUUUACACAAAACUCACCAUUUUUCAAAUAAUCAAAGUGACAGUUUGAAAGAAACUUUAUCUGUAUAUUCAAAUACAAAUUCUUAUUUAACUACAAAUUCUUAUUUAAACACAAAUUCUCACUCAAAUACAGGCUCACUUUCCAACUCUUUUGUUGAUUAUGAACAAAAUUUAGUUUCAACAUCCGAUUUAGAUUCGAAUUUAAAUAGCAAUGAUCCUGAAUUUACUGAUUUUUCCGCUUUUGCCUUUGAAAAUUUUGUUCCUAUCACUAAUCCUACUCAACAAACAGUUACAGAUCUAUCCUCACAAUAUAAAAUUCUUAUUUCUUACUUUAAUCAUCCUAUAAUUAAAACUUGGAGAGAUACUGCUUCUAUACAAAAACUUAAAAAAAGAAGAAAUAGAAUAAAGGUUUUGUUAACAGACCAGUUUUCUAAUUUGGUUUUUGAUGUUAUCAAUGAAGUUCUCAACAAAUUGAAUUCCCCUGAUUUUAUGCAACAUAGAGAUGAUGACACUUUCAAAUCUAAUGAAAUCACUAAUAAUGUCAUUGUCAAUUCAUUGUUUGCAACUGAAAACAAUGAAAACAAAAUUUAUAUUAAAAGUCAAAUUAAUAAGGAUAAAGGUGAUGAAAAUAUUGAAGAAUUUAAAGGCAAAAGGCGAGAGGAAAAUCCAAAAGAAAAUGCUGAAAGAGAACUUGCUAGAUCAAAACUUUCUGUUCUAUCUCGUAAAAGAUUUAACGAAUUAGCUUUUGAUAUUUUGGUUGAUAUUAAACAAAGAGGUUUAUGUCAUUUAUCCGAUGAAUCAAUUCCCAAUGUGCAAACUAUUAAACAGUCUGAAAAACAAAGAAUCAAUCGUGUUCUUGAUGAUGAUAAUUACGGCAAAAAUAACAAAUACAGAGAUCUCUAUGAAGUCAAUCCUAAUCCAAUUCGUGAUUGUGAUGGAACAAAUAACGAAGUUUGUAAUAAUGAUGGUGACCAAACUACAUGCUAAAUAAGUUGCUCCCAAUCAAACCAUUUGGGUUUGUGAAAGUUGUCUAGUUGAAAUAUUUUAGAUUCAAUUGCAUCGAGAUUAACAAACUCGUCCAAUAACUUUGAGAAAUAGGCUAGAUUGAUUUUAUUAUUCUGGUCAUCUAAUUCAAUCAGAAAGUUUUCUUUG